Toxotes jaculatrix (banded archerfish) is the source of this 2908-nucleotide messenger RNA. RefSeq names its product BCL2 like 12 (gene bcl2l12). Lineage: Eukaryota; Metazoa; Chordata; Actinopteri; Toxotidae. The record is from RefSeq and is a predicted model, not a curated record. The transcript has 8 exons. The coding region runs from base 107 to 1129 and encodes 340 amino acids.
CCUGUGGCUCCGCGAGCGGGCACGCACACACUCAACAUACACAUAGAAACACACGGGAGAGAAGACGUCACAUCAGCUGGACAAGCCGAAGGACACAGGUAGAGUGAUGUCAGAGUCUCCGGGCCACCGUUCCUCUGUCUCCUCUGUCUCCUCCAUCUCUCUGGUGGAGACCAAGGCUGAGACUCGUUUAGUCCUCCAAGCUUUCCUCCAUCGGGCCAUUUCUGUCCCCCCGAAGGACAGGCCUGGUAGAGUAGGAGGUGCCUACGCAGACCACAACAAGUUCAGCUCCAAGCCACAACCAAAAACAAAGGAUAGUCAUGAUUCUGAGGCUCAAGUUGUCAGUUCAGAAGAUGAGAAGAAGACUGGACUCAGAGACCUCAUCAAGCAGCUGUCUCUUCGUGACACAUCUCGCCGCCGUACCAAAGACCAUAAAGGCUCACUGGACAGGGACGGCAAGGGUGAUGUCUUCUCCCACUCCUCUUCAUCAGAAGAUGAUGACAAUGAUAAGACGCAGCAGAAGAAGCUGAGCAAAAAGAAAAUCAAAAAAAGGAUCUCAGAGUUCUUCAAGAAGGAGAAGAGGCCCAGCAAACUGCUAAUCAGUAAAGAACCAGAACCUACGCCGGCCGUCGUCUCUCCCAGCCACCCUCCUGAGUUCUAUGAUGGGGUAGCACAGAAGCUGGAACAGAUUGCUAAGAGGGUCAGCAGUGUAAAGAAACCGUGCCCCACAGCCCAGCCUACACCAGCAAGCGAGUGUGAUAAAGAGGCAAUGGUGCAGCGGCUCGUUCAUUUGCUCUGUGUGGAGGGAGACUUUAUAAACACUAAGAUCCAGGCAGAACCCUCCCUGCGCUCCAGCUUAAAUCGUCUUUCGUACGCGUCGUUCGCCAAGCUUCUGGACACUUUCAGCACCAGUCAGGUAUCUGAGGCCCCAGCCCUGCCGCCGCCGGCUAGUCCAAUGCUGCAACGCUUGGCGGUGUCCAUGGAGGUAUCACGACGGAUAGUCACAGCCACAGGAACCACGCACAUGCAAGGCUAUGCAGAGUGCUACAUGGAGAACUUUGCCCCCUGGGUCAAGAGCCAUGGAGGAUGGGAGAACGUGGUCAAUUUGGAGGACCCUUUAGAGUACGACUGAACUACUGGCUGUCUUCUUAUUCCAACGACCCACUGAAGUGAUGGAAGGACCUCACUCUGCUUUCCUACCGCAGGGUCUCAUCUGGACUGUGACGAUUUAUGAUGAUCUGGGAUUAGAAAGUACUUUCACCACAGUUUACUGAGUUUACAUGGUCAGAAGAGGAAGCUAUUUGUUACUGUCUUGUGUAGAUUUUUUUUUUUUUUAAACGACCUGUCAAUCAAUUUGGAGUUUUAGUAGUGGGCAUCAGGCCUUUCAGACAGGCAUUUUAUUCCCUAAUUCUGUCUGUGACAUAACUGAUACAACGGCUGCUGUUUCCCUGAGAGGUGCAGGUCUCACAGAGGUUCAAGCCUCCAGGAACCUGGAUCCGUCAGUGGGAGUUACUAGUGCAGUGACAAGAACAUGAUUGCUCAGCAGCUUCCUACAUAUAAACUCUGUCACUUUUAUUUUUCAUUGUUGCUGUUUGUAAAACUUGCAACAACUUGAAUUUUGGCCAGUUGAUGAGAACAGACGCAUACUGUGAACACAACACUGAUAUCAUCACAUUUUAAGUUAACAAGUGGAACUUGUUCUCAAUCAGUUCCACACCCAGCAGGUCAGACACAGCACAGAUCAACGUGAUCCUUCAUCUGAAGUGGUGUUUGAGUCCACGUGAUGAAUCUAAGUCCAGUAUUCCUGCUCUUUUAGCUCUGUUUUUGGUCUCCACCAGCUCCUGAGGGAAAUGUCUGGCUCUUUAGCUGCUAAAUGCUCCACUAAGUUCACCAGCUGCUCUCUGCCUGUGUCUGUCUGCUGUUUGCUGCUGAGCAGGUAGAAGACAAAUGGAUUUUAAAGGUUUUUUUUCUCGUGAGAACAGCUGCUGCUGUGGCCGAACACAACGCUAUGUGAGCAGAGAGAGAGUGACCCAGAACAGUUGUGUCCAGACAGAUAAACAAUGAGCUGAAACAAACUAUAAAACUCCCUAAAGCAAGGGGGUGUUUAUGUUUUCAGUUUUUAUCUAUUGUUUACAUCAUUCAUGUUUGAAAAUAAUUGAAGUCAAAUGUGUUUUUGAAAUUGCCAAAAAAAAAAAAAAGUUUAAUAUAUAUUUUAUAUUUGCCAUUUGUCAGGGGACAUUCUUACUGAAGCAAUAGUCAGAUACAGUUAGCACAAAGGAGGGGGCGCAGGAAUGUAAUGUGAUAAGCAUUUGGACCUGAAUACAAUUGGAACUCUCCACGGCCACAUUCCACUGGGAAUAAAUGGCAAACUGUCCAUUUAAAUGUUUUAUUUUUAUUUCAUUUGUAUUUUUAUGUACAGUUUCUCAAGAAUUCUGUGUUUAAUAAGUGUUCUCCUGUAGAACCUUUCCAUGAUAAGUCAUAUGGUACUCAACCGAACACCUCUGUACAACACUUCUUAAUAUGAAAAAAAGGAAAGCACACCUGAACACAGGUUGUUGUAAAGCCAUUUUACACGGUAUUACACUGUAUAGAAUAUACGCACGACUUGAGCGUCAGUACAUGCCCUUUUAUUGUGUAUUUACAAGUUAUUUAUUAUGAAGGCAUUAUACAUGCUAUUGCCAAGAGACACUGAGGUCUGCACUGUAAGUUUUUAAUAGUUUUAUUACCUUAUCUUAAAGAAGUGCACUAACUUUGACACAAGAGUCUGACAAACUACACAGUUUACAAGGAAAAGACUGAUUUCACUUACAUACAUCAUGUUUUGAAGAGAAUGUAUAUGUCUUGUAAUGUGUUGUAAGAUCUGUAAGACUGUAUUGUUUUCUUCUUUUUAUAUAAAAGCGAAUUCAAAAAU